Molecule: messenger RNA, 3001 nt
Organism: Hemicordylus capensis (graceful crag lizard)
Lineage: Eukaryota; Metazoa; Chordata; Lepidosauria; Squamata; Cordylidae
Gene: WIF1
Product: WNT inhibitory factor 1
Exons: 10
Coding region: 300-1439 (379 amino acids)
Biological process (GO): anatomical structure development
Cellular component (GO): cell surface; extracellular region
Molecular function (GO): signaling receptor binding
Source: RefSeq, a predicted model, not a curated record
CCCUCUCGUCGUCCCGCUCACAACUGCGGCGGCUGCCAAGAGGCAAACCCACCCGCCUCGACAGCAGCAGCAGCAGCAGCAGCAGCAGGCGAAGCAGCCAGCCAGCGCUGACCGUGCGGAGUGGGGGAGUCUGAAGGGCGCGCGUGAAGCAGACGAACGGACAGGCGCGAGGAGAGUGCGCGAGAAAGCCGCGGGAGCCGUCAAGCACCGACGCGAAGAAGGGCUUUCCCCCGCUUUUCUUCCUCUUUUUUUUCUUUCUUCCGCCCCCCUUUCCCUUGUGGGAGAAGUUAAAGAGCAGCAUGGCCGGUGCAAGCCCCUUGUGCUCAGCGCUCUGGCUCUGCGGCGUCCUCCUGUGCCUGGGCAGCCUGCAGCCUGCGCGCGCUGCGCAGCAGCAAGAGGACAGCCUCUACAUGUGGAUUGACGCUCAGCAAGCCCGAGUGUUGAUAGGCUUUGAAGAAGAUAUUUUGAUUGUUUCUGAGGGGAAGAUGGCCCCAUUCACUCAUGAUUUCAGAAAAGCACAACAAAGGAUGCCAGCUAUCCCAGUCAAUAUUCACUCUAUGAAUUUUACCUGGCAAGCAACUGGAAGGGCUGAAUACUUUUAUGAGUUCCUGUCUUUGCGCUCAUUGGAUAAAGGCAUAAUGGCUGAUCCAACAGUAAACAUCCCUCUACUUGGAACAGUACCUCACAAAGCAUCAGUUGUUCAGGUUGGGUUUCCUUGUCUUGGGAAACAAGAUGGAGUUGCAGCAUUUGAAGUUACAGUAAUUAUAAUGAAUUCAGAAGGCAAUAUCCUACUCCAGACACCACAGAAUGCCAUCUUCUUUAAAACAUGUCAGCAAGCUGAAUGUCCUGGAGGAUGCAGAAAUGGAGGUUUUUGCAAUGAAAGGCAUAUAUGUGAAUGUCCAGAUGGAUUUUAUGGUCCUCACUGUGAAAAAGCUCUGUGUACUCCCCACUGCAUGAAUGGUGGGCUCUGCGUCAUGCCUGGAUUGUGCAUUUGUCCGCCUGGCUUCUAUGGCAUCAACUGUGAUAAAGCAAACUGCACCACCACUUGCUUCAAUGGAGGGACAUGUUUUUAUCCAGGAAAAUGCAUUUGUCCUGCAGGACUUGAGGGGGAUCAGUGUGAAAUUAGCAAAUGCCAUCAGCCAUGUAGAAAUGGAGGUAAAUGUACUGGUAAAAAUAAAUGCAAGUGCUCAAAAGGCUACCAAGGAGAUCUUUGUUCGAAGCCAGUCUGUGAACCUGGGUGUGGAUUAUAUGGGACCUGUAUGGAACCCAACAAAUGCCAGUGUCAAGAAGGCUGGCAUGGAAGGCACUGCAAUAAAAGGUAUGGAGCCAACCUUAUGAAUGCCCUCAGGCCAACAGGCACCAAGUACAGGCAGCACACGCCUUCACCUAAAAGAGCUGAGGAGAAGCAAGCGCCACCCGAAUCCAAUUAUAUCUGGUGAACUCCAACAUCUGAAACGUUUUAUGUUACACAAAGUUCAUAGCCUUCAUUAACCUUUCAUAUGUUGAAUGUUAAAAUGCUGUUCAUUACACUUUAAGAUUACUGGCCUAAAUUUUACAAGCUUCAUUAUAAACCACUGAGCUGAUAUUUACUAUUCCUUUUAAGUUCUACUUCCCUAGCACAGUUAUAUAGGCUUCUUGUUUUCAGUCCUUUUGACCAGUUUCUGUUUGUACUAUAAUUUCAAUUCUUUAUCAAAGUCCUUUUUUCCUGGAACAAAUUCCUCGGAACAAAAUGACAAACCGAAAAGGGGAAUUUUGAAAAUGCUGGCCUGGAACAUGCAACUUUUCCUGGAUUGUGCCUUAGGUAGCAUAAGCAAGUAUUAAUUAUUUGGCAUGAUGGGGUGAUUUUUUACAUGUUUUGUUUAAUAAAACAAUUCCCCCCCUAAUUUAAACCCAAUUCCCAUUUCUGCAGGAUACUCUGUAUUAAAUACAAUGUGGUUGUGGCAUUGAAACAAUAUAAUAUAUUGGAAACUAGAGGUGUGUAGAUCUGGUUCGAUUUGAACCAGCCAGUUUGAACUGGAACUGGACUGGCCUCAAAAAAAGUUGACCAUUCUGAGUUCAAAUUGAACCAGUUCGAGAGGCUAUGCUUGUAACAGUGGUGCACCUAGGUAAUUUUGGAGCCUGGACCUGAAGGGCUUUGGAGGCCCCCCUGCUACAAAGGCCUUUUAAAAAGAUUUAAGAAAAAAAGAAAAGAAACCUGCAUUUGGGGGGCCUCCAAAUAGCCUGCCACCAACCUGUGUCCACCCCACCAAUCUAAGCCGCUUUUGGAGCAGAGUGGGGGCAGGCUUCUGGGGAGGCCCCCCUCCCAGUGCUGAGACCAGACUUGAUCCGCGAAGUCCAGUCCUAAGAGUGCCAUUGGCUUGAAUCUAGUGAAGAUUCCCCUUUACAAGCAAAGGGGAAUCCUGCCUUUAAAGGCUUCUGGGGUGUUCGGGGGCCGGUGGCAAGAGGGCACCUUAUCGCCAACAGUGUUGGCUCCUUUAAACCCUAGCGCUCCUCCACAGUAGCAUGGCCUGUACAGUGGGGUUCUGGCCUCCACACACAUGCAGAGGCUGGAAAUGUACUGCUGCCGCACAGGCCACGCUGGGGGUGGGGGGAAGCACUGAGGUUUAAAGGAGCUGCCGGCAGCGGUGAGGUGCCCUCUCUCCACCACCCACCACCCCGGCUGCCCUUAGAAGCCUUUUAAAUCCUCUUCGAAUUCCCCUUUACAAGCAUAGACCAUCGGAUCGGAUCAACCCAGUUUGACUCAAUGUAACGGACCACCAGUCGGUUCGACUGAACCGGUUCGCAGACGAGUGGUUCAGUUCGAUUCUGUCUGAAUUCGAACCAAAGCACUAGAAACAGUUCCAUGCACAUCCCUAUUGGAAACAAAGUGGAACUAUGAACUCUGUCUUUGCAUUGGCUUAUAGCAACAUAAUAUAUUGUACACAAAACAUCCCUUAUGUAAUAAACAUUUUAUACUGAUUGUUAUGUAUGAAAUAAAGAUGCUGCUUUAGUUUUUGUGUGA